AGUACUCCUUCCACAAAACUAAUUAAACCUAUUAACCAAACCUAGCCCUCUUCACCCUUUUUGCUUAGUUUAGUUUUGUUUGUCUCAUUUCUCUAUCUUCAUGGACGUUCGCCGGCGACCCCCGCUCCCUCCCCGAGCCGGCGGCGGCGAACCAGUCAAAAAUCACCAGAGAAACCAUCCCAAGGCCUCUGACGCGCUGCCGUUGCCCUUGUACUUGACCAAUGGCUUGUUCUUCACCCUCUUCUUCACCGUCGCUUACUUCCUCCUCCACCGCUGGCGGGAGAAGAUCCGCACCUCCACUCCUCUCCACGUCGUCACGCUCUCCGAGAUCAUCGCCCUCCUCUCCCUCUUCGCCUCCGUCAUCUACCUCCUCGGCUUCUUCGGCAUUGACUUCGUCCAGUCCUUCGUCCAUCCCCGCGCUCCCCACGACCCGUGGAAUGACGUUGUAAGGCCCCUACCGCGCCGCCGACAAAGCGACGUCGUGCCACAGAUAGUGUCGCGGAGCCACGAUCACCUCCUCCGCGGCACUAAUUCUUCUUCUGUUCCGGCCGUGCCGGAGCAGGAGGACGAGGAGAUAAUAAACUCCAUUGUGUCCGGAGCGACGCCGUCGUACACUCUGGAGUCGAAUCUCGGAGACUGCCGGAGAGCCGCCGCCAUACGACGGGAGGCGCUGCAGCGAACAACCUGUCGUUCGCUUGAGGGACUCCCUUUGGAAGGCUUUGAUUACGACUCUAUACUCGGACAGUGCUGUGAGAUGCCGAUUGGCUAUGUACAGAUUCCGGUGGGAGUCGCCGGACCUCUACUGCUCAACGGCGAGGAGCUCACCGUCCCAAUGGCGACCACCGAGGGCUGCCUCGUAGCCAGCACCAACAGAGGCUGCAAGGCCAUUUACGCCUCCGGCGGUGCCCACGGUGUCAUUCUCAAAGACGGCAUGACCAGAGCUCCGGUGGUGCGGUUCAGCUCCGCUGUCAGAGCUGCCGAGCUUAAGUUCUUCCUGGAAGACCCGGAAAACUUCGAUUCUCUGGCCAUUGUUUUCAACAGAUCUAGUAGAUUUGCUAAGCUUCAGGGGAUUAAAUGCACAGUUGCAGGCAAGAAUCUGUACGUGAGGUUUACUUGUAGCACUGGAGAUGCAAUGGGGAUGAACAUGGUCUCUAAAGGGGUCCAAAAUGUGUUGGAUUUUCUCCAGAAUGACUUUCCCGACAUGGAUGUUAUCGGCAUCUCCGGGAAUUUCUGCUCGGACAAGAAACCGGCAGCGGUGAAUUGGAUAGAAGGGAGAGGCAAAUCAGUGGUCUGCGAAGCUGUGAUCAAGGAAGAAGUGGUGAGAAAAGUACUGAAGACCAAUGUAGCUGCUCUAGUGGAGCUUAACAUGCUUAAAAACCUUACCGGGUCUGCAAUGGCCGGCGCUCUUGGCGGGUUCAAUGCGCACGCUAGCAACAUUGUCGCGGCAGUGUACAUAGCUACUGGCCAGGACCCUGCACAGAAUGUGGAAAGCUCUCACUGUAUUACCAUGAUGGAGGCCAUAAACGAUGGCAAGGACCUUCAUGUCUCAGUCACCAUGCCUUCCAUUGAGGUGGGAACAGUUGGCGGUGGAACACAACUAGCCUCACAAGCAGCCUGCCUGAACUUAUUGGGAGUUAAGGGUGCCAGCAAGGAGAUCCCUGGUGCAAACUCAAGGAAACUAGCCACCAUUGUUGCAGGUUCUGUUCUAGCAGGAGAGCUCUCUCUCAUGUCAGCCCUUGCAGCAGGUCAGCUGGUUAAGAGUCACAUGAUAUACAACAGGUCUAGUAAAGAUGUGUCAAAACUUGCCUGCUAAGGACUGAAAGAUUACAAUAAACUAAGGGGGCCUAAACUAAACCCCAAGAAAAGUACAAAAUAAUAAGAGAUUGGGAUGUGGAAGGACCUAAAAAAAGGACAGUCUAAUAAUAGGGUUGGGCGUUGGAGGGGAAGAACAUGGUGGACUAGUGGUGGGUAUGUCACAUGUGUUGGGGAGGAAGGCUUACCAGAGAAUGCACAUGGAUGAGAAGGAAAGGCAAAGAAAGAAAGAAAGAAGUUAAAAAGGGAAAUAAGGGACCUCUGUGCAGUAGUUGCCAUUUAGUGUUUGGCAAGAUGUAUUGGAAAGCUUGCAAAUUGUGAAGUGUGUUUGGUGGAGGAACAAGAGGCUCUCUCCCCAAGGAUGUUGGUAUAUAUUUAGCAGGCUUGUAAUCUUUGAUUUUUUUUUUGGUGUUAAUUUGUUGUUCACUUCUAGUUUGCAAUUUUAGGGACUUAAAUUAAGGCAUUUUUCAGUAAAGGGUUUUUGUCCUUCUAGCUUUGUACAUUAGUGUUAUUUUUUAUCUCAAUAUCAGCCUGGA
Argentina anserina (silverweed cinquefoil) is the source of this 2348-nucleotide messenger RNA. Its product is annotated as 3-hydroxy-3-methylglutaryl-coenzyme A reductase 1-like. The transcript has 4 exons. Gene Ontology annotation, biological process: isoprenoid biosynthetic process; coenzyme A metabolic process; sterol biosynthetic process. Bases 101 to 1813 code for a protein of 570 amino acids. The record is from RefSeq and is a predicted model, not a curated record. Gene Ontology annotation, molecular function: protein binding; hydroxymethylglutaryl-CoA reductase (NADPH) activity. NCBI's taxonomy places the organism in Eukaryota, Viridiplantae, Streptophyta, Magnoliopsida, Rosales, Rosaceae. Gene Ontology annotation, cellular component: peroxisomal membrane; endoplasmic reticulum membrane.